AGGAAAUCCCUGAAGUUGUGAAUGCUGUGUCCUGGCCAAGAGUGAUUGUGCAAGAGAGAAAAGAGGUCGGCUUCAUAAGCAGAGUGUUGCUAUAUAUAGCACACCUGUGAGCAGUCAUCAUAGGCAGUGAGCUCCACUCAGACCUCAGCAGAAUAGAGAGCACAAGCAGGAUGAAGCUUUCCAUUGGACUCAUUUUCUGCCUUCUGGUCCUGGGUGUUGAUGGCCAUGCCAAAGGAGAACGAAGCAUUUUCUCAUUCCUCAAGGAAGCUGGUCAAGGGACUAGCGACAUGUUGCGAGCCUACUUCGACAUGAGAGAAGCCAAUUAUAUAGGUGCAGACAAAUACUUCCAUGCGCGGGGGAACUAUGAUGCUGCCCAAAGGGGGCCUGGAGGUGUCUGGGCUGCCAAAGUGCUCAGUGAUGCCAGGGAGCGAUUUCAGAGCCUCAUGGGCCGAGGAGAUGAGGACACAGCGGCUGACCAGUAUGCCAAUGAAUGGGGCCGGAGUGGCAAAGACCCCAAUCACUUCCGACCCGAUGGUCUGCCUAGCAAGUACUGAGCUUCUUCCUCAUUCUGCUCUCAAGAAAAUCCAGCUGUGAACCCUUGAGGCAGGGACAUUUGCUGAACUAGUUUCUUAAUUUGAUAGUCCCAGUACUUAGCAUGGAACACAUAAAGAUGUUUAAUAAAUGCUUGUGAAAUCCAA
This is a messenger RNA of Cavia porcellus (domestic guinea pig), 698 nucleotides long. RefSeq names its product serum amyloid A-3 protein-like. The transcript has 4 exons. Lineage: Eukaryota; Metazoa; Chordata; Mammalia; Rodentia; Caviidae. Gene Ontology annotation, cellular component: extracellular region. The coding region runs from base 171 to 554 and encodes 127 amino acids. The record is from RefSeq and is a predicted model, not a curated record.